AAAAAGGACAUUUUAGAGUCGCGCAGACGAUAAAUAACCAGAGGGAGCCAUGCGAGAAAAACAGAAGACCCGAAAGAAAUGAAGCGUGAAAACCUCUGAAACGCAGCAGCAGAGGAAGAACCUUCAUUUCUUUUGCGUUUCUCUCAACCCCUCUCCAUGCUCGAUGGCAACUGAAUUUCUUCCCGCGAAAUCGACCGUUGCAGCCGCCUCAAGAUGUCUUUUAGCCGUUGGAUCUACUAACCUUCUCAUUUCUUCCCGCAAUAUCUACCGUUGCAGCAGCCUCAAGAGGUUUUGAUUGCCGUUGGAUCUCUCCCUCUCUUUCUCACUCUCUCUCAUUUCCUGGUUUUUUCUGUAAAUAAUACUCUUUUAGCAUAUCAGCUUCCUUUUUUGCCUUUUACUGCAUAUAGUUUCUGUACUCUCUCUCUAUCUUUCUCUCUCAAUGAAGCCCGGAGGUAGAAAUUACGAUCUUGCCCAUGCUAAAAAGGGCAACGUCUACGCCGCAAAGCUGGUACGGAAGAGCAAGAAGGGAGCGCUCCGCCGGGGCAAAUAUGUAAAUACUCUCAUCAUCUCCAACGACCGCUGCAGCCCCAGUCGGCAUCAGCACCGUCAAAAUCGUGCUCGCCGAUCUCUGCCGUCCGAUUGCCUCGCUUUGUUGCAGAACCGUGCAAACUUCGACAGGAGCGCCAUCCCUGCCAGGAUCAUGUUCUUCUGCAAUGACAGCUGGACGGAUUUCCCGUCGGACGCGGUGGAGACUCUCAAGCAAGCCUUCGCUUCCGGAAUCCGCACUUCCGUCGUCAAGAUUGACGGGUCUUCUUACGUGGUUGACUUUCUCCGGAUGCUCCAGAUUGAUCUGACGGCCGGGAUCGGACGCUCGAUCGCAUGGAUCGAUGUUGAUGGUAAGUGUUUCUUUCCGGAGGUGUUCAGCGGCGGAGACGAUGGACGUUUUGAAGCUCCUCCUCUUGAGUUGGAAAUUGAGGUAAAAAUCAAAGGUGGGUGGGAUCUCACUGACCAAUCUAAAGCUCAGUCGGAGAAUGGGCCAUGCGAUGAAAGUUCUGGCAGCGAAAGCCGUCGGAUUGAGCAUAGGGAGAGGAUUGGUGAUGUGGGUAAUCAGGGAAUUUCACGGGUGGCUAAUGAAAUUGUCUCCCAUCUUCCGGAUUUGAACCGGAGCGAGGAUGUUGCAGGCAAUUUGAGAAAUUUGAUGGCGGGGAAGGAAAUCACACUGCCUCUACCUUGUCCAGAGGAGAAUCAGGCAGCUGAUGAAAAUUUUGUAAAUACAGUGCAGGAUAAGGAAAUCUUAGCUCUUCCUGGCACCGAGGGGAAGGAAGUCAGCAGUGGUAAUUUGUUAAGUACUACCAAGGAGAAUGAAGGUAGCAAUGUCAAUUUGGUAAAUAAGAAGGAGAAUGAAGCCAGCAAUGGCAAUUCAGUAAAUUCUAACAAGGGAAAUGAGGGCAGCAGUGGCAAAUUGAUGAAUGAAAACAAGGAGAAUGAUGGAAGGAAUGGCAAUUUGGUGAUUGAGAACAAGGAGAACGAGGGCAGCAAUGGCAAUUUGGUAAAUACUAAAAAGGAGAAUGAGGGGAACAAUGGUAAUUUGGCAAAUUCCAACAGCGGAGCGAACCGGGCGCCAGGAAAGAGGAUUUUGGAUUUUGUUGUGAACCCAGAUGAGAAUAAUGAAAGAGAUGACAUGCUUUCAAAACGGGCUUGCUUCACAAGGUUGCCUGAAUUGGGAACAGCCAUUGGUGGGUUGUCCACGAUUCAGAGCCAAGGAAGCCUGGGUCUCGAAUCAGUGGGGAGUUUUAAGCUUGUUAAGCUGGCAGAAGGGAACAGAGCUCAUACUGCUGUGAAGGAUCUGUUCUUGGCAGGCAUGAGAAGAAUCGAUUCUCGGACGAGGGUCAGUUCGGUAUACUGGUGUUCUCACACAAGUCGGAUGGGGAACGCUCGAUUGCAGGCCUUUCAGAGGAAUGCAGAUAUGAUGAAGGCUGCCCGUGGGAAUGCCAAUGUUAGGUAUGCCUGGCAUGGGGCGUCCUCUAAGAUUGUAGAAAGCAUAGUUCUGCAUGGGUUUGGGCACAUCGAAGCACGGACAGGUGCAGAAGCUUAUGGUGUUGGUAUCUAUCUCUCUGCAGAAGGCUACUCGCAAGCAAGUGCAUCUCACUCAGGACCUGAUGCUGAUGGCAAGUUCCAUGUGGUGCUAUGCCGCGUAAUCAUGGGAAACAUGGAGCAAAUUAAUCUGGGAUCCCAUCAAUAUCGGCCAAGCAAUGAAUGUUUUGACAGUGGUGUUGACAAUUUAAGAGAUCCAAGGCUCUACAUUGUCUGGAGAAAUCGCAUGAAUACCCACAUUAUCCCUGAAUAUGUUGUGAGCUUCAGAGUUUCAGAGCAUCUGGGAGAGCUGUGGAGACGGAGGAGACUCGCUCAAGACUCCUGUGCUGUCCCCAUAUGUAUUGGCGCUUUGAGAGAAAUUACAAAACACAGUCCAACUCCAGUACAAGCGGUUAUGCCUGUGGUGCAUCCCUUUCCAUCAAUGUAUGUACAAGGACAAAGAGAGGAAAGAUCUUCCCUUCCAGAUUUGAUACCAAGCAUGACAUUCCCAGACUUGUUCUCUGCAAUAAGAGGACAGCUUCCUGAGUCCAGUAUUGGAAGAUUAGAGAAUGUAUACAAUGACUGCAAGGCAGGAAAGAUUAGAAAAGAUGCUCUGGUCAGCGUGGUGAGGUCGAUUGUGGGAGAUAAAUUACUUAUUGCUGCUAUCCAUAACUUCCGUAACCAGGCUAGCUCUAAUAAUGGAGGGAGAUGAAUGGUGUUUGUGAUUGAUCGACCGGUCUACCAGGUAUGGAUAGGAUAGGGGAAUCCCUUCUUUGGUAUGUAGGAUGAGGUUUCAGUGUGCCUUUCAGGAAACCAGUGGAAAAUGGCGUUUUUGCUUUAAAAGUUUAUAGUGUGACUGUGAAGUUGUUUCUUUCUUAUCUCCAAUCAAUGAAAGUUGCUUUUCUUUUUGUAACCA
This is a messenger RNA of Magnolia sinica, 2989 nucleotides long. RefSeq names its product probable inactive poly [ADP-ribose] polymerase SRO1. Gene Ontology annotation, molecular function: NAD+ poly-ADP-ribosyltransferase activity. Lineage: Eukaryota; Viridiplantae; Streptophyta; Magnoliopsida; Magnoliales; Magnoliaceae. The record is from RefSeq and is a predicted model, not a curated record. The transcript has 6 exons. Bases 440 to 2785 code for a protein of 781 amino acids.